Messenger RNA from Boleophthalmus pectinirostris (great blue-spotted mudskipper), 621 nucleotides. RefSeq names its product thymosin beta 1 (gene tmsb1). Gene Ontology annotation, biological process: actin filament organization; regulation of cell migration. NCBI's taxonomy places the organism in Eukaryota, Metazoa, Chordata, Actinopteri, Gobiiformes, Gobiidae. The transcript is spliced from 3 exons. Gene Ontology annotation, molecular function: actin monomer binding. Gene Ontology annotation, cellular component: cytoplasm. The record is from RefSeq and is a predicted model, not a curated record. Bases 169 to 309 code for a protein of 46 amino acids.
UCUUUACUUGGACAGCGAAUGGAAGUGAGCGCUUCAGUCCUGGCGCGGCUCUAGGGCGUGUUUCUGUAUUUAAACCCAUGACCUGUGCACGCACGGCACAGACGCACUUCUCUCACCUGAACAGGACAGUUCAUCUGCUUACUGCUGUGGCACCAGAAAGCUUCAGCCAUGAGUGACAAAAUUCCAGUUAACGAUUUGGAACAGUUUGACAAGAAAAAACUAAAAAAAACGUGCACAGAAGAAAAAAACGUUCUUCCAACUAAGGAAGAUAUUGAACAGGAAAAGAAAAUGAAUGAAAAGGGGAAUUAACAGUAGCCUCCUACAGUGGCUCUACCUCCCCAUGGACCCGAUGUUACAUGCUGUGUCAACCCUGCCCGUCCGGAAGAUCAGUGUCUAUUUUAUGGCAUCAAACCAUUGUUAUAAAAAAGGAACCAAGACCAUGAAAGACCUGUCUGUCCAUGUAACAUACUGGCAUAUGUUAUUAUGUUUUUGUAAUUAUUAGAAAAAUUACCACUCAUCUAACAGUUUUAUUAGGUCUAUAUUCCUUGGCUACAUCAGAAGAAUGAAUAGUGCCAUUUACACAAAAUAAUAUUUUUCUUCUAAUAAAAUUUUCAAAAUCAA